UAGCAGCACCUGUGUUGGGAAGCCUCUGGGGAGGACCCACCUGGCUCAGCCCUGUGCCAUCAGGGCAGGGAUGUUUGUCCCUGCUGCAGGGAACCCGGGCCAAGGCAUCCCUUCCAUGCAUGGGCUGGGAGCCACCCAACAGCAGGCGCAGGGGUUCCCAUGGCAGCACAAACAGAAGGACAACAGCCGGAGCUGAGCCGAGCUGCACCGUGUCCGCUGUCCGCGGAGAGGAGCCUGGCAGAGGUCUCCUUUGGGUGAGAAGCCAAAAAAUAAAGGGGACCCACAGCAAAGACUACAAAAGAGAUUGGAUUCAGAGAAACAAAAAGCCAGCCUUCAACAGUUUGCCAGCCUAAAAUUAAACACGAACCAGUUUCCUACAGCAUGUCUGUGUUGUCCAGCAGUCAUUCAGCCUUAUCACAAGAAACCCGCAGUACUGGAGCAAUUUCUGGGUCAACAAUGCCAUCUCCACAUAAAGAGUCAAUCUCCGAAAGUCUCUCUUCCAAACCUGGAAUGGAAACCUGCCUUGUGCUGUCAGAAUUCCCAGAAGAGGAUGAAAAAAACCCAAUGAAAAAUCCUUUUAUGAUUCCCCCAGAUCUUGAUGUUUUCUUAACAAGGGACAAGGAAAGAAAAAAGGCUAAGGCGGAACGUGAAAAGAUGAAGACCAUGAAAAUCCAUGAGAAAAUGACAUACUCCACUAAAGUAAAAGCAAAGCAAAAAGGGUUCAGGAAAGCUCUGCAAGAGGAGGAGGAGGAAGAAAACAGAAAACAGGAAACAGAUGAAGACAGACUGAAAGCUCUUCAAGAGUGUCUUUCAUGGAAGAUAGCCAUUAAAAAAGAUUACCCAUUAGAAAAGGAGACCUUCCGUGACUACAUAAACGACAGAAGAGAAAUAUUUUUACUUGAGUAUGCCAUGGCAGUGAAGAGAGAGGAGAUUCAAAAGAUGGAGAACAUAGCAAAGAAAGAGGAAAAAAAGCUGGAAAAGGCUGAACACCACCUGGAGAAGGAUGUUGCCAUGUUUGAUGAGUUCCUAAAGGAAAACCACAGAAAUUCUGUUCAAGCCCUGAAAAUUGCUGAAAAAGAAUCUGCAGCAAAGACAAAGAAAAUAACAGAGAUCCAGAUGAUCAAUUCCCAAAUAAACAACCUCCAAAGCGACAUAUCCAGAUUUGAGAAUACCCUGCAAGAGUACAAGAUCUACAAGGACUUUCUCUAUCAGCUAUCUCCAAAAGAGUGGCAGGAGGAACACGUGAAAAAGCACACAAAGCAGUUGAAAACAACCUCCAAAGCUAACAAAGAAAGUGCCUCCCCUCUCACUGCUGCAGAGGAGGGUGAUACAGAUGCGCCAAGUUCUCUGCUGUCUGCAGAAAGUUUGAAUUUAAGGCUAUUACGUGAGAUCAGGCCACAGCUCAAAAGCCUCCUGAAGCCUCUCUCAACAAAAAAAAUAAGUUCACUGGAGGAGCGAGACAGUGAAACCUGCUCAGACGAAGAAGAUGAGGAGCCUGAGCUAUAUUUUACUGAUCCCCAACAACUGCUGUCUAUUUUCACGGAGAUGGAGGAAGAGAACUUGUCCUUCAUCCAGAAUUCCCAGGAGAUAGAGGAAAGUUUGGAUGAGCUCCAAAACACUUUCAUCACCACACACCAAAGGACGGAGCAGGAGAUAGCACAACUGAAACAGGAUGUGGUCAACCUCAAAUCCACCAUCGCCAAAGAAGAAGAGAGGGCAGCAGAUCUGAAGCACAGAGUUCAAGUAUUUUCUUCUGAAGAACAUGACAUUGAUAUCCAGGACAAAAUGCUCACAAGCUUGAACAAAAAGGUGCAGGAGGUCUACAGCCAGUGCAUUGGAGACAAGGAGGCAAACCUGCCAACAGUGCAGAUGCUAGCAGCAAUAGAAAAACAGCUCAACAAUUUAUUGGACAACCUGGAGAGAGUCCCACCAGAAAAGAUAGCACAGAUUGAGAAAGCCAAAGAAAAAGAAAGGAGGAUAAGGCUCAGAGAAGAAAAGCUAAAGCAACAGAAGAAGCUGCAGGAGGAAAGAUUGCAACGGUCCCUGGAAAGAGCACAGGCAACCACAGAAAUAAAGCCUGGCAGGAGGCUGAUGUUCCGCUCCAGCCCACCCACCAAGAAGGAAAAGAAAAAGCGCAGCCAAGAACAAACGGAUAAGGAGAAGGAAGAACUACUCUAUUAUUUCACUUGACAGUACAGCCUUUGCUAUACCAUGUAGGGUUGAUAAUUAUUCUAGAAAAAAAAAUGCUUUUCCUAGAUAUACAGGAUGUUGGAGUCUAAGCCAUUUACUCAGCAUAUGAACUUCCAUAAAAUUCCACAUCUUAUACCCCAAGGUCCCAAGGAAAAGAGCUAGCUAGUGUCAGGCAACCACUUUUACCCUGAUUUUUUAGCUUGAGGAAAUAAAGUUUUAUUUCAUUUCAUUGCAGGCAACAAUGCUUUUCUCA
Messenger RNA from Oxyura jamaicensis (ruddy duck), 2443 nucleotides. RefSeq names its product cilia and flagella associated protein 100 (gene CFAP100). The transcript has 16 exons. The record is from RefSeq and is a predicted model, not a curated record. NCBI's taxonomy places the organism in Eukaryota, Metazoa, Chordata, Aves, Anseriformes, Anatidae. The coding region runs from base 382 to 2190 and encodes 602 amino acids.